AUGGAGAAAAUUCAGAGUUGUGUGUUCGAUUCUUUCUAUGUAUCCAUCAUCACACUACUUGUCAACAAUACUAUAAUCGCGGAGAGCUUCUCGUCUCUCUUCGUUUCCCUCCAAUCGACUCUUUCUAAGGCUACAGGAAGCUCAGUUGAUCACAUGACUUGCUUUGGAGAUGCAGCUGGACGCCUUCAGGAAACCGCUCUAGAUGCAUCCACAAAAGGGAACCGCUACAUCAACUCUUGCCUCAGACUAAACGAGGAAAUUAAAGGCGUUGAUACUCUGGCGGCUCAGUUAAAGCACCUGGGGAGAAAUUUGGAUGUUCUUGACACGGCUGUGAACAAGCUUCUCCGUCCACCAUGA
This is a messenger RNA of Brassica oleracea var. oleracea, 357 nucleotides long. RefSeq lists its product as uncharacterized. The record is from RefSeq and is a predicted model, not a curated record. The coding region runs from base 1 to 357 and encodes 118 amino acids. The transcript has 6 exons. Lineage: Eukaryota; Viridiplantae; Streptophyta; Magnoliopsida; Brassicales; Brassicaceae.